Messenger RNA from Zophobas morio, 1175 nucleotides. It is a transcript of the gene Hyls1, whose product is annotated as centriolar and ciliogenesis-associated protein HYLS1. Lineage: Eukaryota; Metazoa; Arthropoda; Insecta; Coleoptera; Tenebrionidae. Gene Ontology annotation, cellular component: non-motile cilium; centriole. The record is from RefSeq and is a predicted model, not a curated record. The transcript has 3 exons. The coding region runs from base 182 to 886 and encodes 234 amino acids. Gene Ontology annotation, biological process: cilium assembly.
CUUUAGGUUGGUACAAAAACAAAACGUUAUUAUAAAAAAUCUCAGUUGCAGAGGUUCAAGUGUGAAAAAUUCGAGUGUUUUCCAUCUGAAAAUUAAAAAUUAGGGUUAACGUAUACUCAAGGCGCAUUUUUUGUUUAGGGCUCCAAAAUUGUUUAAUUUUAAUAAAUCGCAUUCUCUCAUCAUGCCGACGGAAAUCACGUCAAGAGAGGUGUUGAAUUGUUUAAAUUAUCUCGGUUAUAAUAAUAUAAAUGCAAUGCAACUAAAAGAGUUUGUACAAGAUUUGAAGAAACUAAUAAAGUAUGAAGAACGGAAAAAGUUUGCAGGAAACUUUCAAAAUGAAUCAGGUGAAAAACAGAUGGAAAAUUCAAGUUGUAGACUGGCAGACAAUGAAAGUGAAAAACUACCAGACACCAAAGACGCAGACACAAAAAAACCUCGAAAUCCUAUUGACAUAUUUCAAAGUUUAUACUCACACAGUACUUUGUCAUCAAAAGCAAAGAUUGUGCCAAAAAAAGAAAGCGUUAUUUCAUUGUAUGUGAGAAAGAAUAGAUGUAUUCAUAGCUGUAUACAGCAUAACAAAGAAAACGUAAUUAGUGAAGAAAGUGAAGAUAAAUUCGCAGACGCAGAGGAAGUGGAACUUGACACAAAUCCUUUUCAAAACAAAUCAAAUGUUGUGAUUGAUAAAAAACCUACUAACGUUUGUAAGUCAAAAAGUUCAUUUAUCAGGCCUGUAAUGCUUACAAGUCAAAAAAGUGACCCAGUUGCACUAUAUCACCAGUACAAAGCUGGAUGGCAACGGCAGAAAAUUCCAGGUGAAUGCCAAAGAGCAAAUUUGAGGUGGGCUGUUCGAGAAAAAAUGUUGAGUAGACCAAGGGUCGGUCUCUAGGGUAUAAAGAAUAAAAAAAAAAAUUAAACAAAGUACAUAAAUGUAUGGCUGUAUAAUGUAAAUAAAAAAAAAUAUGAUAUUUAACAAUCGUUUGGGAGCAAAGAUUUAAAUUUUGUUAAAAUGCAAAAAUUGUGAUGGAAGUAUAUUUUUAAUACUAACUCUACCAACUGUAUUUCCACACUAUCCAAUAGUAAUUUUCAUAGUGUAGGAUUUUACUGAAUACAGCGUGUUAUAUCUUGGAUUUUGUUUAUUGUUACUUUGUUCCGUACCAAUAUAAUUCAUACAUUUC